Molecule: messenger RNA, 2021 nt
Organism: Syzygium oleosum
Lineage: Eukaryota; Viridiplantae; Streptophyta; Magnoliopsida; Myrtales; Myrtaceae
Product: low affinity inorganic phosphate transporter 1-like
Exons: 2
Coding region: 246-1811 (521 amino acids)
Biological process (GO): transmembrane transport; phosphate ion transport
Cellular component (GO): membrane
Molecular function (GO): phosphate transmembrane transporter activity
Source: RefSeq, a predicted model, not a curated record
CUCUCUCUCUCUCUCUAUUCUUGAAUGCAACGAACCAAGAAACACCUCCCUUCGCCCCUUUUUCGGCUGCAUGCAUUUACUAACUUUGACUUCUUGAACAGUCUAUCUACUCAUUUCCGCCGUUGCAGAACAGAAAUCGAAUCGUCUAUCUGAAGCUCUCCGGGGAGAAGCAAGAAGCAGAGGGAGGCACCAUUUUCGCUGAUAGUUAAACCCUCCGAGACUGUUCAGUUGCAGAGACAUUACUCAUGGCAAAGGAACAACUGCAAGUCCUAAACGCUCUCGAUGUGGCCAAGACGCAGUGGUACCAUUUCACAGCGAUUGUGAUCGCCGGCAUGGGAUUCUUUACCGAUGCGUACGACCUCUUCUGCAUCUCCCUCGUCACCAAACUGCUUGGCCGCAUCUACUACACGGCGCCGGGCUCGGCCACCCCAGGAAGUCUCCCCUCAAACGUGUCCGCCGCGGUCAAUGGCGUCGCCUUCUGUGGCACCCUCGCUGGCCAGCUCUUCUUCGGCUGGCUCGGCGACAAGAUGGGCCGGAAGCGAGUCUAUGGCAUGACCCUCAUGGUCAUGGUCCUAUGCUCUGUCACCUCGGGUCUCUCCUUCGGCCACGAACCGAGAGGGGUCAUGGCCACUCUGUGCUUCUUCAGGUUUUGGCUCGGGUUCGGAAUCGGCGGGGACUACCCUCUCUCGGCCACAAUCAUGUCUGAGUAUGCCAACAAGAAGACUCGGGGUGCAUUCAUCGCUGCGGUCUUCGCGAUGCAGGGUUUUGGGAUUCUGGCAGGUGGGAUGGUCGCCAUCAUAGUCUCCGCGACUUUCAAUUCGAAAUACCCUGCUCCGGCGUACGAAGCUGACCCAGCACACUCCACCGUGCCUGAGGCUGACUACGUGUGGCGGAUCAUCCUGAUGUUCGGUGCCCUCCCUGCUCUGCUCACUUACUACUGGCGCAUGAAGAUGCCCGAGACAGCCCGCUACACGGCCCUGGUCGCCAAGAAUGCCAAGAAGGCCGCGGCCGACAUGUCGAAAGUCCUCCAGGUCGACCUUGAGGUGGAGCAAGAGAAGGUGGAACGCCUGGCCCAGAAGCAGAGGAACGAGUUCGGCCUCUUCUCAAGGCAGUUCCUCCGCCGCCAUGGCCUCCACUUGCUUGGGACGACAACCACGUGGUUCUUGCUCGACAUCGCCUUCUACAGUCAAAACCUAUUCCAAAAGGACAUCUUCACCGCCAUCGGGUGGAUCCCCAAGGCAAAGACCAUGAACGCCGUUGAGGAGGUAUUCCGAAUCGGCCGGGCGCAAACCUUGAUUGCCAUGUGCAGCACGGUCCCAGGGUACUGGUUCACCGUGGCUUUGAUCGACCGGAUGGGUCGGUUCGCGAUCCAGCUGAUGGGCUUCUUCUUCAUGACAGUGUUCAUGUUUGCCCUCGCGAUCCCGUACCACCACUGGACGCUGCCCGACAACCGGAUCGGGUUCGUGGUCAUGUACUCGCUCACCUUCUUCUUCGCCAACUUCGGGCCAAACGCGACCACGUUCGUGGUGCCCGCGGAGAUAUUCCCGGCGAGGCUCCGGUCGACGUGCCACGGGAUAUCCGCGGCGGCCGGGAAGGCCGGGGCGAUGGUGGGGGCCUUCGGGUUCCUGUACGCGGCGAACGGGAUCGGCGUGAGGAAGACACUGAUCAUAUUAGGGUUCGUCAACUUCUUGGGCAUGCUGUUCACCUUGCUAGUGCCCGAGUCCAAGGGUCGUUCGCUUGAGGAAAUGUCCGGUGAGCAUGUGGAAGAAAAUGAAAUCGAGUCGAGGCAUCGAGAUGGUGGAGAAAAUUAGAACAGCGCUUCGGUUAAACCAACCAAUUAGGUCUCUACUUUGAUAUAAGCUGAAAAGCUAUGUGCUUUAUAAAGGAAGUUGCAUGAUAGUCGAUGUAAUUUUAUGAGAUUAUGAUGAGGAAGUAAUGUGUAAUGUAGAUUUUUGGUAAGUGUUUUAUUACAUGUGCUCCUUAAAAAAAAUAUUUGGGAAAUGUUAUUUUGUAACUGGGUA